AUGAAGCCGAAAGAAUGCCCUGAGGACAACAAUCGGCCCAAGAAGAUCUCCCAGAAGAUUUUUCGCGCCGCUCAAAAUGAAAAGAAAACGGUCGAGUGCGCAGGUGAGAGCAAUUAUAUCCGACGGCAACUUGGGCAUUUCUGGAUUAUGCUUUCACAAGACGCGUCCAACCGCUUCUUCUCCAUUUUCGGAACAAUGCUACUCCAAAGGCAUUUCGAAAAGAAAACUCAAGGUUGUCGAGAAACUUCAGAAAGUUUCCUUACCUUUUUAUGAAGAGCCGCACCGAGUUCAGAUCCAAACAUUCUGCAAAGCUCUAUCUGGGACAAGAAAGCAUAGAGUAUUAAAGGAUAAUCUGCCGGAGGUCGGGUGAAAGUUGACGUUUCACGGAGGCGCUCAACCGAACAAAGCCAGCGCAGAUUUCUUUUGUACUUCCAGCGAAGCCGUUUCAUAUCUUCUUCUUCCUGUACCAGAAAAAAGGAUGCGUUGUUUGCCGAGGCAGGAACUACGUGAACAGAACAGUCAUUUCUAAAGUGGAGAUGGAAGCAAGCGAGAAGACGUCGCUGCUGACAGCGAGAGCGAUGGUGACACAAAAGAAGCCGUCCUACGUCGUGGGAAUCAUGUUCUGCAUAGCCGAGGUGACGUCUUCUCACAAUCAGGAGAUUCUCCAAGUUUCAGCUGUCGAUGGCGGCCUGCACGGCUGUUUUCGGACUUUUUCUCACACUUGACACCACGACGACUGGUUUUUCUCUUGCCCACUCUGUUAACCUCGAAGAUAACGACUUUUUUGAUAAAUCUGACAAAUUGGUUAUGAUGUUUUGGAUGAUAGAAAAAAAUAAAUAUAUUUUCAGUCUUCUCAUAAUGCCAACCAUAUUGUCUUAGUUAUCGUGGUCUGCUCGUUUAUCAUCAUUUUGACCAAAGCAAUCACUAUUCAUCAGGUUUGUUAGCUCCCUCGUUUAAAAAAGAUAAAAUUUUGCAGAUAUUUUUUUAUGAAGUGUCCCUUGUUUGCAAUAUUUUCGGCACGAUAACUUCCACCAUCAUUUUCAUUCUCGUCUUUUCUUGCUCAGGUCUCUCUUUCUUUUCCUAACCUCCAUAAUUAAUCGACAGUCUAUGUCUUUAUGGAUUCCUUGAAUCAUCCCAAUGACAAGCUGGGAGUUAGCCACGACCGACUGAAGUCUUUCGUGAAGAUCAUGACGAGAGUCAUCAACGAGACCAACACCAAGGAGUACUGGGGCGAGUUCCACGAAGAACUUUCACGCAUACAUACUACGGCAAGUUGUGUCCCGAUUUCCACUUCUCAGCAACUGAAUUGAAGCUAGGCUGUUGUGGAUUCGAGAGUGUCGACGACUACCACAAAGUCAAUCCAAUAAACACAUACAACGUCAAUAACCUUGAGGUUUUUACAGAGACUUUUUUUACCGAUAAAUAAUAUGUUUUAUUAUGAGACAGAUCUUUUGAAUAAAGAAAAAAAUCAUAUUUAUUUGAAAAAGUGUGCCCGCUUGAACUCCUUCAUCCCUUCGUGAAAAAUUUUUUUACAGAGUUCUAAAACUGGCUUCUUAAUUUUACAUCUUGAAAAAAUUGCGGGACUGUGUUCAGUUUUUUUUUUUUGAAUUAAUAAAACUUGCGCGUCUUGCACUUAUUCCGAUAACUUGUAAACCUCUUACCUUACUGGUUCUUAAGGAGUGUUUUGAAUCACUAUUUGUUUCUAAUAAGGACUGCAACGCGAAAAAAGAGGCAGAUAUGUCUCUUUCAAUGUAAGUUUCGUUUUAGUAAAUGAAAGGUAGAAAAUCUAUAAAAGUUGUUGAAAUUGUGAAACGAAAAAAAUUUAAUAAAAAGAUAUUUUAUUUGAGAAACCACCGUUCGGCAUCGCCCUCGAAUGGUCGACACCGAUCAAUGGCUCCUUCAAAAACCGAGUCCCGCCAUUCUGCACGAUUCCACUGAAUAACGAGGAAACGAACAAGAAACCCGAGAAACUAGACAAGUGAGCAACGCGUCGAAUCUUUUGAACAAAUCCUAUUCAGAGAAAGUUGGGCUCUUGCCAUAACCUUCCAUCAAUUACCGUGCCUCCGUGUCAUCCGAGGAAAAGUCGUAACCCUAAUCUUUGGGGCCAUUAUUUACUCGUUUUUCGGUGCAAUGAUCUCUGUCAGUUACAUUAUUCGUCUUAUUACGUGGCUCCUCAAUAAAUAA
Messenger RNA from Caenorhabditis auriculariae, 2184 nucleotides. The record is from the annotation of a GenBank genome assembly. Lineage: Eukaryota; Metazoa; Nematoda; Chromadorea; Rhabditida; Rhabditidae.